AUGCGGCAAAUGGGGGCAGGAAGGUGGUGGGUGGUGGAGACGCAGAGGGACCAGCUCCCCGAGGACCAAGGGCUGAUUGGAGGAGCAGAGCCCGCGGGGAACUUUAUUAAUAUCCAUCUCCUGCCCCCAACAGUUCGAGAAAGGACAGAGCAAAUCAAGCCCUGCCCCACCCCCAUGGGGACCCGAAACGGAGAGCCUGGUUCAGACUGUUGCCAGCGACAUGUCAGCUAUGGUGAUGCUCCCGUACACACGCGCACCGCCAGGGCCAAGAACUGA
Messenger RNA from Knipowitschia caucasica, 276 nucleotides. The record is from the annotation of a GenBank genome assembly. NCBI's taxonomy places the organism in Eukaryota, Metazoa, Chordata, Actinopteri, Gobiiformes, Gobiidae.